This is a messenger RNA of Sardina pilchardus (European sardine), 3633 nucleotides long. Its product is annotated as spidroin-1-like. The record is from RefSeq and is a predicted model, not a curated record. The transcript is spliced from 24 exons. The annotation marks the transcript as partial. Lineage: Eukaryota; Metazoa; Chordata; Actinopteri; Clupeiformes; Clupeidae.
AUGGAGAAGAGGAAGGUGGUGCUGCUCUUGCAGGGAUUUGUCCUCUUGCAGCUGAGUCGUCCCUCACUCCAAGGAGGGGUGUACAUUCCACCCGGAGCAGGUGGUGCUGGAGCCGGUGUUGGUCCUGGGGGAGGUCUUGGAGCCGGACUUGGAGCUGGAGCAGGUCCAGGUGGCGGGCUAGGGACAGGACUUGGCCUUGGAGGAGGAGGACUAGGAACUGGACUAGGUCCAGGGGGCGGACUAGGAACAGGCUUACGACCUGGAGCUGGACCCGGAGCUGGUGCCGGAGGUUUUGGACCUGGUGGUGCUGGUCAAGGACCUGGUGGAGUUGGACCAGGAGGGUACGGACCAGGUGUUGGACCUGGAGGAGUUGGUCCAGGAGGGUAUGGACCUGGUGUUGGACCUGGAGGAGUUGGUCCAGGAGGCUUCGGGCCUGGCGGUGCUGGACCAGGGGGAUAUGGAACCGGAGUAGGACCCGGAGGUGUUGGACCAGGAGGUGUUGGAGCAGGGGCUGGUCCAAAGCCACCUAAAACAGGCGGUGCAUAUGGUGGCCAGGGUGUUGGUCCAGGGGGCCGAGGUACCGGCUUUGGCCCUGGUGGGCAGGGUGCUGGUCUUGGAGCUGGUGGUGUUGGACCGGGUGGUGUAGGUCCAGGUGGUGUUGGACAAGGUGGUCUUAGACCAGGAGGAGUUGGGCCGGGUGGUGUUGGACCAGGUGGUUAUGGACCAGGCGGAGGAGUUGGACCAGGUGGUUACGGACCAGGCGGAGGAGUUGGACCAGGUGGUUACGGACCAGGCGGAGGAGUUGGACCAGGUGGAGUCGGCCCAGGUGCUGGCAGAAAGCCUGGAAAAACAGGUGGUGGAUACGGGGGUCAAGGCAUUGGUCCAGGUGGCCGUGGAACCAGUUUAGGAGCAGGUGGCAUUGGACCUGGAGGAGUUGGCCCUGGUGGAGUUGGAUUUGGAGGAGUUGGUCCAGGUGGAUACGGUCCUGGUGGUGGAGUUGGACCAGGUGGAUAUGGUCCUGGUGGUGGAGUUGGACCUGGUGGAGUUGGUCCUGGAGGCUAUGGACCAGGAGCUGGCACCAAAGCUGGAAAAGCCGGUGGUCGGGGUGCUGGGCUUGGAGGACAGGGCACUGGUCUUGGACCUGGUGGAGUUGGACCAGGUGGUGUCGGCCCAGGUGGAGUUGGCCCUGGAGGUUAUGGACCUGGUGGUGUCAGACCAGGUGGUGGAGUUGGACCUGGUGGAGUUGGACCUGGUGGUGCUGGCCCUGGAGGUUAUGGACCAGGUGGUGCUGGCCCUGGUGGUGCUGGACCUGGAGGUUAUGGACCAGGUGGUGCUGGCCCUGGUGGUGCUGGACCUGGAGGUUAUGGACCAGGUGGAGUCGGCCCAGGAGGAGUCGGCCCAGGAGGUUAUGGCCCUGGAGGUGUUGGAAGAGGUGGGAAGACUGGGAAGCCUUCUAAGACAGGUGGAUACGGAGGCCGUGGUGUAGGUCCAGGCGGAGCGGGUGCUGGUCUUGGAACUGGAGGUCUCGGACCAGGUGGAGUCGGCCCUGGUGGAGUUGGACCAGGUGGAUAUGGUCCUGGUGGAGGAGUUGGACCAGGCGGAUAUGGUCCUGGUGGUGGAGUUGGACCUGGUGGAGCUGGACCUGGAGGAGUUGGACCAGGCGGAUAUGGUCCUGGUGGAGGAGUUGGACCUGGAGGUGUUGGACCAGGCGGAUAUGGUCCUGGUGGUGGAGUUGGACCAGGCGGAUAUGGUCCUGGUGGUGGUGUCGGACCUGGAGGAGUUGGACCUGGAGGUGUUGGACCAGGUGGACUUAGACCGGGCGCAGGAGGAAAACCUGGAAAGACUGGUUAUGGAGGCCUUGGUGGAGCAUUAGGACUAGGAGCUGGGGGCCUGGGGGCUGGUCUAGGCACUGGGGGACUAGGACCUGGCAGCCAAGGCACAGGAUACAGACCUGGAGGUGGUUAUGGGGGCUAUGGACAGAAACCACCAAAAACAGGGCCAGGUGGAGCCGGAUAUGGACCAGGUGGAGCAGGUUACGGACCUGGAGGGACUGGACUUGGACCUGGUGGUGCCGGUUAUGGACCUGGUGGUGCUGGUUAUGGACCCGGUGGUGCUGGUGUGGGGCCAGGAGGUGCCGGAGUCGGACCAGGAGGUGCCGGAGUCGGACCAGGAGGUGCCGGAGUUGGUCCUGGUGGAGCAGGCGUUGGUCCUGGAGGAGCCGGAUUCGGACCUGGUGGAGCGGGAGUCGGGCCAGGAGGAGCAGGUACUGGACCAGGUGGAGCUGGAGUUGGCCCUGGUGGAGCAGGAGUUGGCCCUGGUGGAGCAGGAGUUGGCCCUGGUGGUGCAGGAGUUGGCCCUGGUGGAGCAGGAGUUGGCCCUGGUGGAGCAGGAGUUGGCCCUGGUGGAGCAGGAGUUGGUCCUGGUGGUGCCGGAAUUGGUCCUGGUGGAGCAGGAGUUGGCCCUGGUGGUGCAGGAGUUGGCCCUGGUGGAGCAGGAGUUGGCCCUGGUGGAGCUGGAGUUGGCCCUGGUGGUGCUGGAGUUGGCCCUGGUGGAGCUGGAGUUGGCCCUGGAGGCGCACCACUACUUCCUCAGACUGGUCAACCAGGCGGAACAGGCCCAGGAGGAAAAGCCGCAGGGAAGGCCGCUAAGAUUCCAGGUUUUGGUGGACGGGGUGUACUACCUGGCGUUGCCACAGGUUCCGGGGUGGGAUCUCAGUCUGGAGUUCUGGGUCAAGGGGGAGUUGGAACUAAUGGUGGUCGUGGAGGUUACUCUGGACAACAACUACCUGGCGUGUUUCGCGGAUACCCUCUUAUUACACCCAAAACUGGAGCAGGGGGGAAAAAAUCUAAAGCUGGCAAGGCUGGUAAAUAUGGUGCUGGUGCGGGGACUGGAACUGGAACUGGAGCUGGAGCUGGAACUGGAACUGGAACUGGUGCGGGUGGUAUACCUCUUGCCAGUGGCCUUCCUGGACAAGGCGUCGUAGCAGGGGCUGGUGGCGUUCCUGGGGGAGCAGGAGGCGUACCUGGAGCAGGGGGUGUACCUGGGGGAGCUGGAGGUGUACCUGGAGCUGGGGGUUACCCAGGAGGGGGUGUCUAUCCUGGAGCUGGAGCUGGAGCUGGACCUGGAGCUGGAGGUUAUCCAGGAGGGGGUGUCUAUCCUGGAGCUGGACCUGGAGCUGGAGCUGGAGGCUACCCAGGAGGGGGUGUAUAUCCUGGAGCUGGACCUGGAGCUGGAGCUGGAGGCUACCCAGGAGGGGGUGUAUAUCCUGGAGCUGGACCUGGAGCUGGAGCUGGAGGCUACCCAGGAGGGGGUGUAUAUCCUGGAGCUGGACCUGGAGCUGGUGGUGCUUAUCCAGGAGGAUACGGAUCAUCCGCAAAGGCUCGUAAAUAUGGCCAGCCUGGAGGUACCGGUGGUGUCCUGGGCGCUGGUAGAGUACCUGGUGGUGCUGGAGGCUUACCUGCUGGAGCAGGUGGUUUACCUGGUGGGGCUGGAGGCUAUCCGGCUGGAGCAGGUGGGGUACCUGGUGGUGCUGGAGGUUAUCCUGGUGGAGCAGGUGGCGUACCUGGUGGGGCUGGAGGUUAUCCUGGUGGAGCAGGUGGGGUACCUGGUGGGGCUGGAGGUUAUCCUGGUGGA